This is a messenger RNA of Mucor velutinosus, 2469 nucleotides long. RefSeq names its product Histone acetyltransferase type B subunit 2. Gene Ontology annotation, biological process: Ras protein signal transduction; positive regulation of GTPase activity. The record is from RefSeq and is a predicted model, not a curated record. The coding region runs from base 1 to 2469 and encodes 822 amino acids. The transcript is spliced from 7 exons. Lineage: Eukaryota; Fungi; Mucoromycota; Mucoromycetes; Mucorales; Mucoraceae. Gene Ontology annotation, cellular component: plasma membrane. Gene Ontology annotation, molecular function: guanyl-nucleotide exchange factor activity.
AUGAAUACCACAUCUUCGUUGCAAAAACGAAGAUCAAAAUCGCUGGAUAAUAUCAUCAUCAGAAAGAAGGGCGAUCGACUGUCCUGCUAUCAAGACACAUUCACAUCGACAUCGCCCAUCGUAGCCAUUCAUGAUUUACCACCAAAGAGAAGGCACAGCAUACACGAGCCGCAUCAGCGAUUAGCCACCAUCUACGGUUGGGUAACCACUGCAAAAUCAAGUCAUAGUAUGCAUGAAUCAAAUCGGCGCCUGCACACUUCUCAAUCGUUUUCGCAUAUUCCUGCUGCUGCUGCUGCUGCUGCUAUAGAAGUUGAUUCUGUCAUGGGCUUGCCAGAUCAGACUACCAACAAGCUCUCUAAAAUGCUGGAAAAAACCAAAAAUAUCUCACUACUGUUUCCUAAUAAAACCAUCACUGGCAUCAGCAGCGACAACAGCCACUCACAUUAUCACCACCACCACCACCACCACCACCACCCCCGUCAACAUGUGGACCAGAUUCUACUGGAUCCAAUGCAGCAACAGCAUCAAAAUGAUGAAUCCUGGGUACAACCAAUAUCAACGGUACAGACGCUAACAUCACUACAACACGCAGACGCAGUAGUAGUAGUAGCAGAAAAUAGACCACCCCCUUUACCUAUUGAAAAUGAUCCGCAUAUAUUUGAUUUACUAGCUAAAGAUACAUCCAGGUUCAUUCACUAUGGCAAAUCAGAUGCUACCAUUACGUCGGCCACAGUAGAAAAACUGAUAGAGAAACUGACUCGUGAAAUGGAUAAUGAAUUCAUAAUGGACUUUUUCUUGACAUUUCGACAGUUUUUGACACCCAUCAAGCUCUGCAAACUGCUGAUUUUGAGAUUUCGCUGGGCGCUGCUACAAGACGAUGAUGAACGUCGAUUAAUUCGUAUAAGGACAUUUGUAGUCAUUCGUCAUUGGUUAACUCAUUACUGGACCUACGACUUUACCACAUCUCGCACACUACGCUACGUCUUGAGCACAUUUCUUACGCAGCUACAGUCAAAUCCAGUGAUACUGGCAUCACCUCGCGAUGAUAGAAUAGUCAAGAAUUUACGCAAUGUAUUGAAAAGACAACGCAAGUUCUAUCAGCAGCGGGUGGAUCCCCUUCAGCAGCAGGAACAAGAUGAAAAUGGAAAACUACCUUCCAGAAAAGACAGUGCCAUUGGUAUUUCAUCCUGCAGAAACAGCCUUCACCUCCACCACCACCCAGACAGCAGCGCUCACAGCAACACACCUGUACCUUCCUUGUCUUCAUGGACUACUAAAAUGAAGAGAUCGCUCAAGAGAACAGUGUCCAUUCGACAGUCGCAGUCCAAUGCAACAGCACGACCAUCUACUUUAUACUCGACCGUCAAUAAUGCACCGUGUAGCUGCCACCUUACAGAUUGUUCACUUAGUACUAGCAGCAGUGUCAGUCUAAACAACAUUCAGCAUAAAGAGCCAUGCACGAUGCGCCCUUCUUUUACAAGACCACCACCUGCACUUCACACCACCAACCGCUUUUUUCGUGCUUCCAAUGCAUCGACGACAACACUCUCACACUACAAAUCCAUCGUUCUCAAGUACCGUUCAGAAGUCAUUGCACAGCAAUUUUGUUUAAUCGAGCGGGCCAUGCUUCAGAACGUCACUUGGGAUGAACUGGUGGAUCUCAGGUGGAGAAAGCGGUCUGCUCAGAGAAAAUCGUUUGUAAUUGAAAUGACUACAUUGGAUGAUGAUGUGCCUGUAGGCGUAGACCAAAUGAUCGGCUUCUUCAACAUGACCUGUCAGUGGGUUGCGUCUGAGAUUGUGCGUUCACAGCAACUAGACACAAGAGUCAAAGUCAUUGAAAAGUUUCUUCGCAUCGCAUUGAAAUGCUAUCACCACCGAAACUACAGCACGUUGAUGCAGAUUCUACUGGGCCUACAAUCGCCUGCUGUAUCACGGCUAGAACGCACCUGGCAAAAAGUGGACCACUGUCAAAUGGAGCUGUUUAAUCAACUCAAGGAAAUGGCAAAACCCUUUCGCAAUUGGAAGAAUGUACGCGACUGCAUGACAAAAGCAACAGAAGAAGUAGCUGAAUCAUUUGCAGUGGAAAGUGUGCUGACAGGGAGCCUCAAAGAGUUUGACAACACGCACGGCUGUAUACCCUUUCUUGGCCUGUAUUUGUCUGAUUUGGUUUUUGUGGCUGAAUUACCUACGUUUAUAGGAUCUGCGCUGCCUGAUGAGGAGGAAGAGGAGGAAGACACGGAGCAGUUGAAAAACGACGACACGGAUUUAUGCGAGAGAUUAAGUCAUCACCUUGUCAAUUACAACAAAUUUCGAAUCACAGCAUCUGUUGUCAAGCACGUACUAGCAUUUCAAGUGCUAUCCAGAGCCUACAAUUUUAAAGUGCAUCCAACACUCCAUACACAUUUAAGGUCCAUCCGCUCGCUGGACAAUGCAGACAUUCGAAAAGCCAGUUUUCUUUGCGAAGAGUAA